Dimorphilus gyrociliatus is the source of this 2295-nucleotide messenger RNA. NCBI's taxonomy places the organism in Eukaryota, Metazoa, Annelida, Polychaeta, Dinophilidae. The record is from the annotation of a GenBank genome assembly.
AUAACGAACGUGGAAGAUCGCCAUUAUCGUUUUUUCUCGAGGAAUCGGCGAGAUUUUAGGUAAAUUUCAAGCUAUUCGAACGUAUGAAACAACUAAUCUAACUUACUAAGAAAUUAUGGCUUUAGAUACUUCAAAAAAAUCUCAAGUUCUCGACAAAAUAUUAAAGGAUGUCAAGUUCGAACGCCGCAGAUACGGAUGCGGAGGAUAUGACAUCUGUGGAGGGAACGGUUGAUGCGACCUUAAUGGAUUCUAUGCAAGUUAUAUAUUCUGAACAUCCAUUUACAUCCGUUAAAGAAGAGGUAAACACAACCUAAAGAUUAAUUCAUUUGAAUUUUUGUAGAUAUUUAAUUUCGAAAUUUGUUUCAAAAUCUGGCAAAACAAUUCAAGGACUAAAUUAUUAAAGUUAAUCCAGCCUAACUAGUAAAUUUUUAAAGAGAUGAUUAAAAUAUCAUGGGUGCAGCAGGGAUUAACUGUAUGUUUUACUUCUAAAUAGUUUUUGAUUAGGGCCCAUUGACAACCAUUUAUGAGAUUUGGAAGAGGAAUAGCUUGAAUUUGCUUUAUAUUUGUAAAGCAAAUUCUUUCUUCGUAGUCAUUCACUAAGUCAGAAAGAUUAUGCUUAAUUUUAUAAUAGCAUUAAAAUUUCCAUAUAAAAAUUAUGAUAUUAAAAAAAAUAUUCCGUUUUAUUAGAAAAUUUUAAAUUCUGAGACAAGAAGUAAAUAAGUUUUCUUUUUAGCAUAUCGAAUUACCUUCCAAGAGAAUGCGGCUAUCUGAAGAGCUCACGGCUGAAGCAUCUAUUAAAAGUUUAUUGUACACAAUUCAAAAAACUUUAAGUAAUGUUGAAAAGAAGAUAGAUAAUUUAGAAAGAAGAGUUGAUAAACAGACUAAUGCCAUAAAAUUAUUAGAACAAAAAUUUGAAACGUCUCAACCCCGUCAAGGUGUCUACAUGAAUCAAAAUAUAAGUAAACCGACAACGUCUCAAAAACGCUCUUACGGGAGUUUGCCGAGUUCACCCACAUCUCCAUCGCCGGAAGUAACUAACCCGGCUGAUGCAAAUGUAUCGCAAAAUGUAACUCUCAUCACUCUAAAUAACGAAUCAGACUAUCCUAAUGGAUCAUGGCUCGGUGAUGAAAAUAAUCCGAAUCUACGAGUAAGAACACCUGUUACACCAGCUAAUUUAUUGCAUGUAAAUACAAACUGUAGAUCAGCUGAAAAAAUGGCACUUACACUGCUGGACUAUUUAUUUGAUAGGGAAACGCAGGCGGUCAGCAAUUUAUCGGGUAUGGGAAAGCACGGAAAAAAACAGCUGGAUCCUUUAAUGAUAUUUGGUAUAAGGUGUCAUUUAAUUCACAAAUUUAGUAUAUCAGAAGGCGAUUGGCAUCGAAUUAAACAAAAUAUUGAUUCUAAGUGUCGAACUGCAUUCAGAAGAAGAAGUAAAGGAAUGCCAUUAACUGUAAAAGCUUUCAAAAAUCGCCCCAACACCAACUCAUCUUCUUCAGGGAAUAACACUACAUAUGUUACAAAUGAAUCUAGUGACUUAAAUCUUGGAAUUGAAGGUGUAGAUAUGGUUUCGUCACCUAACAGUGAAAUUCAAGUUUUCCAUGCUACACCUGAACAAUUGGAGGCUUUACGAACUGGUCAAAUUCAAGUUGUUCAGCAAACUGUUGCAAAUAAUGAUGAUGUCCAGAUUUCAGCUGUACCUUUAACACCCGAUACCUUUCGAAUAGUUCAUGCAGAAGCUUCAGAUGGCGUCUCUGCAUCAGAAUAGUAGCAAAAUUUUUACUGAUCUCGGGUAUUUCUGUUCUCUUAUAAGAUGUUGAUUCAUAAUAUAUCACAAAAUGCUUGAAAGAAACAUUUUUGUACAAUUUGCUCGUAAAUUUUAAAGUUAUACCAACACAAUGUGCUUACGUUAAUUAUUAUUCACAUUGUAUUUCAGCACCUGUAAUGUUUCCCUAACGCAUGUUAUAUGUGUUUUGAACUAAUUGCAUUCUGUGCAAUUAGCUGUUAAUUUAAAUUUCCGCUUGCAUGCCAAAUCUUGAUUGAUGGUGAUAAUUUUUUUUUAGCUAAAAGACCAAUUAUUUACAGCUGUGCAAUGUGUAGACAGAUAAAGUAUUUUUUUAAGGCGUUAUUGUAUACUUUUAAGAUAUUUAAGAGUAGGAUGUUUUGUUCUUAUGGAAUUAAUGUAAAACUACUGAAAAGUUAUUUUUAAUAUUAUAUACACCUACCGUUUACUAUUUUGAAUUCAAAACAAGCAAUUUUAUUCUUAACUUAUAUGCAAUAUAUGUAUAUACAACAGAG